CCUUUCUGUUCUUUUUUUCAGCACUAAACAACAGUACAAAAUCUUAUAUGCUACCCUAUAAGGUCCAUACAUUCAUCGACAUCACUAAUACUCGUACAUAUAUAUUAAUGUAUUUGUACCUAUUCCCGAUGUUCUACGCCUCCAUCUGUCACAUGGCGGCAAUCUGCUUGGUGGUCAUUUUAGUAUUUCACAUUUGCGGGGAAUUGUCCAUUUUGUCGUACCGUAUCAGAAACAUUGAAACGUACCCUCAAGACAUGGUGGUGGACAGAAUUCGCAGUUUCGUCCGAAUACAUCUCAAAAUAGUAUGGAUGGCAAAAUCCGUGGACGAUACUUUCAAUCUGAUCCUUCUCGAUGAACUUCUUGGCAAUAGUAUUGUACUAGCUAUCUCAAUGUAUUACGUCACAAUGAACUUGGAAGUUUCAGAAGUAGCGACCUGCUGUACUUUUAUAUUUUUCGCUAUUAUUGCGCUUGUUAUGCUUUAUGGAUAUUGUCUGAUUGGAGAUCAACUAACUCAACAGUGUAUAAACGUGCAGGAUGCAUACUAUCAAUGCGAUUGGUACGAAAUGCCGCUCAAUUGCAAGAGGUGCUUGCUGAUAUGUAUGAUUCGUGGCCAAGUUAUGCUCUAUUUAACAGCUGGAAAGUUUUAUAUAUUUUCUUUAAGCAGUUUUACAGAUGUUAUCAAAACUUCCUUGGCAUAUUUGUCAAUGCUACGCACUGUAAUAUGAAGAAACGAAGUAACGAAGUUUAAGUACAGCGUAUAUUAAAAGAAUCUGUAUAUUAUGAAUAGAAAAUCACGUAGAAACC
Linepithema humile (Argentine ant) is the source of this 804-nucleotide messenger RNA. The record is from RefSeq and is a predicted model, not a curated record. NCBI's taxonomy places the organism in Eukaryota, Metazoa, Arthropoda, Insecta, Hymenoptera, Formicidae.